GGGAUGGACUACCAGGUGGUGCUGGUGCUGAUCUCGAUUUUGAUAAUUUUAUAUUUUUCCCUUUUUGAGCAGACACUCAAUAGACACACAUCUUCAAAAACUGUCAUUGUCAUGACAUGCGUCACUGGUGCCACCAGGCGGUGAUGGCAGGAGGAGUCCCACGAAAAUCUUGAGAAAUUGAGAAUUCCUCAGAAUUUGUUAAUAAAUGUGACACAUUUCGUGGAAUUUUAUCAAUGAAGGGCAGGAAUUUCUUUCAUUCAUUGUUUUAUUUGUUAGUGAUGGUAUUCAGAGAUCUAGAGUAAAUAAUUGAUAAUUCGUGUGAGAUUUACUUAGGUGCAAAAAUGUUACUGGCACGUAGUAGAUAUUUAAUCCUCAAUCGAGGACUUCUCCAGGACUCCAGGGCAAUUCGAGUCACAGCGAUUUCUUCGCAAUUACCAAAAAAAUGUGAGAAUAGUGGAAUUGUUCAAACACGAGGGUAUCGUAAUUUUGGACAUGGAAAAAAUCGCAAAGUGUCCAGAAAUUUUGUCUGGUGGUCAGCGUUUUUGUGUUUUGGGAUAAUGGCACCCUGGCUUAAUUGGCGAGGGUGGAAAAAUUAUUAUUUUCCAAAAGUUGAUGCUGCAGAGAUGCUGAUAGAGGAAAACGAGGAGGGAACAGUUUCGGAGAACUCUAACGAAGCAAAGGAGAAGAAGAAGAAAAAACAGAAAGUUGGAUUUCGCGAUCGCAAGAUAAUAGAGUACGAAAAUAGGAUGAGAGCGUAUUCAACGCCCGACAAAAUCUUUCGUUAUUUCGCGACAGUCAAAAUAUCGAGCAUGGAGGGUACAGAGGUCUACAUGACACCUGACGAUUUUUUGAGAGCUAUUACCCCUGGCAUGAAACAACCAGAUGGUCUGGGGCUGGAUAAAUACAAAAGAUUCAAUCCAAAGGGGAUCCAGGAGAAGCUUGAGCUAGAGUUGAAUGAGAACAGUAUUUUCUACAAGCUCGGGAGUGCUGGCCUGAUCACUUUCUCCGACUAUAUUUUCCUGCUCACAGUUUUAUCAACUUCCAGACGUCACUUCGAAAUAGCUUUUCGAAUGUUUGAUUUCAACGGAGACGGGGACGUCGACUCCGACGAAUUCGGAAAGGUCGCGACUCUGAUUCGUCAACAAACGAGCAUUGGAAAUCGUCACCGCGACCACAGCAACACAGGGAACACCUUCAAAGGAGUCAAUUCAGCCUUGACGACGUACUUUUUUGGACCAGCCAACAAUCAGAAGCUGACGAUUGAGAAGUUCUUGGAUUUCCAGGAGCAGCUGCAGAAGGAAAUACUGAAUCUAGAGUUUGAACGACGCAAUCCUGACUCCGGUGGAAAUAUCACAGAAGUGGAUUUUACGGAGCUGCUCCUGGCGUAUGCUGGCUACCCGGAGAAGAAGAAGGCGAAGAUGCUGAAGAGGGUGAAAAAAAACUUCAAGAAUGGAAAGGGGAUAAAUAAGGAGGACUACAUGAAGUUCUUUCAUUUUUUGAAUAAUAUCAACGAUGUGGACACUGCAUUGACGUUCUAUCACAUCGCUGGGGCCUCAAUCGAUCAGUCGACGCUGAAACACGUGGCGAAGACUGUAGCCCACGUGGAAUUGAGCGAUCACGUUAUCCAAGUGGUUUACACAAUUUUUGACGAGAACAUGGAUGGACAGCUCAGCAACCGGGAAUUCGUCGCUGUGAUGAAAAAUCGAGUCCUGAGGGGUCUGGAGAAGCCGAAAGACACUGGAUUCGUCAAGCUCAUACAAUCGAUGGCCAAAUGCGCGAAAAAUAGUUACACCUUCGAUAAAUGAUCGAACGCACAUUAGAUCGAAUUUCUAUCCUAACAGUCAUACGUUCAUUGUGAUUAUUUCAUUAUUUAUUAAUUAAUUCUCAGGAGAUUAUUGUGGCUUUCUAUUCCUCGAUCUGCAAAUCAUUAUUUUUCUCAUGCAGGAGUGUGAAUUGUUAUUUACUGUAUUUUAUUGAAUAAACGAUGGAAUUGAAGA
Messenger RNA from Fopius arisanus, 1997 nucleotides. It is a transcript of the gene MICU1, whose product is annotated as Mitochondrial calcium uptake 1. Bases 342 to 1805 code for a protein of 487 amino acids. The record is from RefSeq and is a predicted model, not a curated record. Gene Ontology annotation, molecular function: calcium ion binding. Gene Ontology annotation, biological process: mitochondrial calcium ion homeostasis; calcium import into the mitochondrion. Lineage: Eukaryota; Metazoa; Arthropoda; Insecta; Hymenoptera; Braconidae. Gene Ontology annotation, cellular component: uniplex complex. The transcript is spliced from 9 exons.